AUGGUAGUUGUUUACACAAGUUGGGCGACCUCCUUCAUGAAUCAAGAAUUUGGAAAGACUUCAAAAACAUCUCUUGAUGGAAAGGCACAAGUGAAGGAGAGGUCCAAAUCCAUGGUGCCAGGGAGAAGCAUUUUAAAACAAAAGUUUUUGUUCAAUGAUGGUGGAAGCGAGAACUUGACGCUUUCAAACAUUCCUAUCUUCAGCAGCUCUCAAGAGCACGAGGACGCAGAUGGCCGCAAUAACACGACAUCACGUUUGAAUACCUCAAAAUUGCAAUCGAAGUUAGAUCGAAGAGUGUCGUUUGCGCCGGACGUAACACUACACAGAGUCGAUUUUGUCCCCCAGGACCGCUCUACUUUCAGAGAGCCAAGGCGGAAGCCUGCCGCUGAAGCCUUCACCGAUGAUUUCUCAAAAGAGCAUGUACAAAACUCUCAAGAGCGCACAUACAAUGAGGAAUCAAUGCAGCUGACGAAUAAUUAUGGAGGGCCCCUGGUUGAUAAUUCAAUGAUCCUGAACUCCGAACAGGGGAACCAAUCAACUCCGUAUACCCCUGCUUACGACAAAGAGGUCUCAAUGGAAAUCACACAGUUGUUCUCAAAGCACAGCGCAGGACCUGAAAACAACUCUGAAGAAAUCAUAGGCAGUCGUCAGUCUUCAGCUCAUCAGGAGGAAGAAGAUAUGGAGGUCACGCAACUUCACAAGGAAGGCAUCCAGCAUGAAGAAGAGGGUGAGUCGAUGGUUAUGACAGAAGUUUUCCAACCACCACAAAAGGAAUCCUAUAUAUCUCAGCCGGAUAGGUCCCGAAAUAGCCCUAAGAACAAUGGAGAGGAAACAUCCGACAUGGAAACAACGGAGAUUGUCAGAGCAAACCAAGCGGGUAUGUCAAAACCAAAUGAUGCAUCACUUACGGAUGAAGUGUCGCACGCAACCUCGCUUACAGUUCCCAUGCAGGCAGAGCGAGAUGUUUUCGACAUAAGGUCGUCUCAGUUUGUUACUUCAACACAAAAAGACAGAGAGGAACAAAACUUUGGGGCACAAAAGGAUAGAAAUAUAGAAACGAGUGGCCGUGUUUUCGAUGAGAAUAUAUCCCGAAAGAAGAGGCGAGUUAGCAGUGCUCAUGGUUUUGAUGAGGAUGGAGCUAGUGCUGCAAAAAUUCCUCAUGGAGCAGAAACGGAUGAAGAUAUGGAAAUCACAAUGAUGGAGCGGCUUUCACCUAUAGCGAUUUCGAUCAAUAUGAGUAACAGUCCAAAAACUUCCAUUCCAAAGGAAAACAUCAAUGCAUCUUCUGCCUAUGACAGAAAUUUCCCUGAUGUUACUGUAGAUAAAACAAGAGAACAAGCGAGCUUAAAAGCUUUUCUUCAUUCAGUCGGUAUUAGUUCACUGCUUAGCGACACAGAGUUGGAGUUGUUGCCCAUAAAUCGAAUGUCUUUUGUAUCAUCUCAAAAAGGAAGAAAGUGGCCCGUAGUGGAAGUGUACUAUGGAUUAUAUGCCAACAUGCCAAUUUUGGAAAUUUAUGCAUUUUGCUGUAAAGAGUUGCUGCGCAGAAUAUUAAAAUCGCGGGAAUUAUUCAAAGAAUUAGAAGAAGAAAUAGCACGGAAUCCUGCACCAGCACUUUUCAAGAGGUAUUUUGAAUCUGGCACCUUAGAAAGAGAGAAACUGAGUGAUCAAAUUACUCUGCUACGACGUUUCUCUCGAUUGGAGGCCGAAAAAGUCUGGUUGGAAUGGCGGUCGAGACAUUUAAACGGCAUCAAAAAUGUUUUGCAGGAAAAUCUGCUGUUGCUAAAAGACGAAUAUAACUCGAUCAUGGACCAUGUGGAUAAGGUCAAUCGCGCGAAGAGAAACAUACUCAACACAAGGCAGAAUAUACUGACGGAAAUUCGUCUGGCGCAAAGCCUAACCCAAUCAAAGAGUCCAAGUCCGGGGAUCCCCGACCGCCUUAAGCUUGAAGCUUUGAAGGCAGAAUUAGUCCAAGAAAUGCAAGCAUUGAAGAGCUCUUCAGAAUUUGAAAAGAGAAUGAAGGCUGUACGUUCUGAUAUUAAGAACGUUAAGCUUGAAAUAGAGCGCACACGCAGUGCUAUAAAUUCGCUAAGGUCCGAAGUUAAGGGAAGCCCAGCCUUUGCAGCUCACCAAGCCGAGAACCUUCGCGCCACAUUUGACAUAGUACAGAAAAUUUGCGGGAUAUCCUUCAAAAGCUACCGCAAAUCUUUAUUGACCGUCCAGUUGAAUGACCCUCCAAUAACGGCAACUUUUGACAUCAAACGCGCCCAGCAAGUGGGUGAUGUUGACUUAGCUUUUCCGAACUCGCUAAAAGGAAUAGCUAAAGAAAUAUAUGCUCGUUCAGUGCGCACUGCGAGUAGUUGCGAGUCAAAUGUCUACCAGUUUAUUAGGGCACUCUCACAUGAUUCAUUCAAUGCUCAUCUCCUUCUCACCGAAUAUAAGCGUUUGAAAUUACUUCUUCCGUGUAAAGUAGUCGAGGUUAGCGGUUCGAUUGACAUCGAAAUUACUUGUUUUGACUCAAAAAAGAAGAAAUUUCUGCUGCUUGAAUUAUCUCUCAAUGAGUUCGUUUCAGCAGUCAAGGGUUUAGCCAGCUCUGGCCCAAAACUACGUGUCAGAGGCCUUUGCUCCGAAAGGCUUCAGCCGGAGGAUGCUUUGAAGUUUCUUCAAACAAAAGCCUCAGGUGUAUUGCCGUGGCUGAAAGAGCCUACUCUUAUUUAA
Messenger RNA from Lachancea thermotolerans CBS 6340, 2715 nucleotides. It is a transcript of the gene SPC105, whose product is annotated as kinetochore-microtubule binding complex subunit SPC105. The record is from RefSeq and is a predicted model, not a curated record. Lineage: Eukaryota; Fungi; Ascomycota; Saccharomycetes; Saccharomycetales; Saccharomycetaceae. The coding region runs from base 1 to 2715 and encodes 904 amino acids. Gene Ontology annotation, biological process: mitotic sister chromatid biorientation; mitotic spindle assembly checkpoint signaling; protein localization to kinetochore. The transcript has a single exon.